Messenger RNA from Schistosoma turkestanicum, 666 nucleotides. Lineage: Eukaryota; Metazoa; Platyhelminthes; Trematoda; Strigeidida; Schistosomatidae. The record is from the annotation of a GenBank genome assembly.
AUGUGGUCCACAAUCUCUAUGAUUAUGAUAUUCGUACAUGCUCGUACGUUUUCAUGUACUGAAGCACCAAAACCAAGGAUCGAAGUGAUAUCGGCACCUGUAGGUGACCGUGUUAUUUUGUCAUGUGGGGUCGAAAACAGCAAAUACCGUGUUUAUGAGUGGCUUGAAAAUGAAAAACCUGUGGAAUUUGCUGCUUAUAAUGUUACAAUGCACUCCAAUGGAAGUUUAGAUUUUCGACUGCGAAUGGAAAAUGCAGAUAGAAUACUUAGCUGUCAGUCGUACAACUCUUAUCCAAAUGGCACACGUGACUCACUACUUAUUUUUGUGUACGGUUUUGCACCAAAAGUUAAAGCAUUUCUUUCAAAGACAGUGCAUAAUGCUACUGUAGACUGGGGAUCUAUCUACAGAAUUCCAUGCAUUUUUGGGGGGACUGGUCCGAGAAAUGAUACGAUGAUUCUCAAUAAUCGGACUGUGGUCGAAAAAGAGCAUAACAUUACUGAAGAUUCAAUUGUCGAGUGUAUAGUUCAGAAUUCUUUGGGUACAGUGCAUGAUUUCGCCUAUCUAUCAGUUCGUCCUGAUUCUAAAGCUUGGGGAAUUAAACAUGGAGUUUCAGAUCGAGUUCAAGGAAAACUUGACUAUCAUUCUGUAACUUGUUUAUUAUCGUAA